AUGGUUAAUCGUAGUAGCAGAGGAAUGAAGGUUGUGGGCUUUACGUUACCCUUGUUUGUGUUUUUGAAGUCUGCACUUCAGUUGACACAAUCAUCAACUUCAUUAUCUUGUUUGAUUCUAAAAAUGGAUACGGAUUUAUAUGAUGAAUUCGGGAAUUACAUUGGGCCUGAUCUUUUAUCUGACGAAGAGGUGGAGGACGAUGUAAAUAGUGUUGACGAUGAAGGUACCGAGGAGGAAGAUAUGGCUCAGGAUGCUGUUAAUCACAUUGAAACAAAUGAUGUGCAAGAAGAAAGUUUGGCUGUUAUUCUUCAUGAAGAUAAAAAGUAUUAUCCAAGUGCACUAGAAGUCUAUGGUCCCGAGGUUGAAACCUUAGUACAGGAAGAAGAUGCCCAGCCGUUAACACAACCAUUAAUAGAACCAGUUCGCCGCAAAAAGUUUGCUUACACUGAAGCAUCAAUCCCAACAACAACAUACGACCCUGAAUUCUUGGCUGAUCUUAUGGAUUGUCCAGAAUUGAUUCGCAACGUCGUUCUUUGUGGACAUUUGCAUCAUGGCAAAACUUCCUUCAUGGACUGUUUGAUAGAACUUACUCACCCUGAUAUUGAAGCGAAAGAAGACAAAAAUCUCAGGUACACUGAUUUCUUGCACAUGGAGGUAGAAAGAGGGCUGAGUAUAAAAUCUACUCCAGUCUCCUUGGUGCUGCGCAGCAUGCAAGAAAAGUCGUAUCUGUUUAACAUAUUUGAUACACCAGGUCACGUCAAUUUUUCCGAUGAAGUAACUGCUGCUUUUCGACUCGCUGAUGGAAUCUGUCUGUUGGUGGACGUCAGCGAAGGUGUACUUUUAAACACCGAACGUAUUCUUAAACAUGCUCUACAAGAACGACUACCGGUAACACUGUGCAUCAACAAAAUAGAUCGUCUCAUAAUUGAACUAAAAUUGCCACCAAUGGAUGCGUAUUACAAAAUCAAGCACAUAAUUGAUGAAGUAAAUUCAAUUCUUCUGACUUAUUCUGAAGGUGCAGGUAUUACGGAUGAUACACAACCUGUUGUCAGCCCAUUAUUGGGAAAUGUAUGCUUCGCAAGUACUUAUUACCGAUUCUGUUUUACUUUGGAAUCCUUUGCGAGAAUAUAUAUGGAUACAUUUUCUAACGGUAUGGAUCACAAAGAAUUCGCUGGACGUUUAUGGGGUGAUAUAUAUUUUAAUUCUAAAACAAGAAGAUUUCAAAAACGGCCACCUUCUGCGAAUUCACAACGAACAUUUGUAGAUUUUAUUCUGGAACCUUUAUAUAAGAUUUUUGCUCAAACUGUUGGCGAUGUUGAUACUUGCUUGCCGUCAUUAUGUUCAGAGUUGGGUAUCUAUUUAACGAAAUCUGAAAUGAAACUGAAUAUACGCCCACUUUUGCGUUUGAUAUUUAAACGAUUCUUUGGCGAUUUCUCUGGAUUUGUGAAUAUGUGUGCAGAACAUAUACCAAGUCCAGUUAACUCAGCCGCAACUAAAGUGGGAUCAACGUAUACUGGCACACUAGAUAACGAUCUCGGACGUGCCAUGAUAAAAUGCAACAUGAAUUACGAACAUGUAAUGGUUCAUACUACCAAACUUUAUCCUGAUCAAGAAGCUAUCUCUUUUCAUGUUUUUGGACGUGUUAUGUGUGGUACCUUAUUUGCUGGUCAAACCGUCCGUGUUUUAGGCGAGAACUACACACUUUCUGAUGAAGAAGAUUCACGACCAGCUACAGUUGGCCGUUUGUGGAUAUCUAUCGCGCGUUACCAGCUGGAGGUGAAUCGGGUACCAGCGGGUAAUUGGGUGUUGAUUGAGGGUGUCGAUCAUCCUAUUGUGAAAACAGCUACAUUAACAUCAGCGGAUGCCCGUGGAGCAUAUAUAUUCAGACCCUUAAAUUUCAAUACUUCUUCAGUUGUUAAGAUUGCCGUGGAACCUGCCAAUCCUUCUGAGUUACCUAAAUUGCUGGAUGGUCUCAGAAAAGUUAAUAAAAGUUAUCCUCUCCUCGCCACCAAGGUUGAAGAAUCAGGUGAACGUGUCAUUCGUGGUACUGGUGAAUUGUAUUUAGAUUGUGUUAUGCACGAUUUGCGCAAGCUCUACUCUGAUAUCGAUGUGAAAGUUGCUGAUCCUGUUGUAGCGUUUUGCGAGACAGUUGUGGAAACUUCCUCUUUGAAAUGCUUUGCUGAAACACCAAAUAAGAAAAAUAAGUUAACUAUGAUCGCUGAGCCACUCGAUAAGGGUUUAGCUGAGGACAUAGAGAAUAAGGUUGUGCAAAUCACUUGGCCAAAAAAGCGACUCGGAGACUUUUUCCAGAAAAAGUAUGACUGGGAUUUGCUUGCGUCCAGGUCUAUAUGGGCUUUUGGGCCAGACGCUACUGGUCCGAAUAUACUAAUGGAUGAUACAUUACCGUCUGAAGUUGAUAAGAAUUUACUACUUACUGUCAAAGAUUAUAUCGUGCAGGGUUUCCAAUGGGGUACACGUGAAGGACCACUGUGUGACGAACCAAUUCGCAAUGUGAAAUUUAAAAUAUUAGAUGCUCUGAUUUCUGGCGAAGCACACCAACGGGGUUCUGGACAAAUAAUUCCUACAGCUCGCCGAGUUGCCUACUCUGCUUUCCUCAUGGCUACACCUCGCUUGAUGGAACCUUAUUACUUGGUUGAGGUACAGGCGCCUGCGGAUUGUGUUUCAGCGGUAUAUACAGUUCUUGCUCGUCGUCGUGGUCAUGUAACACAUGAUGCUCCUAUAUCUGGAUCUCCUUUGUAUGUUAUCCGUGCAUUUGUACCCGUCAUUGAUUCAUUUGGAUUCGAGACAGAUCUUCGAACUCAUUCUCAAGGACAGGCAUUUUGUAUGCUUGUUUUUAAUCACUGGCAAAUGGUUCCAGGAGAUCCUCUCGAUCGUUCAAUUCAAAUACAGCCUUUGGUCCCACAGCCUGCUACUCAUUUGGCUCGGGAGUUUAUGGUUAAAACUCGUAGAAGAAAGGGUUUGAAUGAAGAUGUAAGUAUCAACAAAUUCUUUGAUGAUCCUAUGUUGCUAGAACUAGCCAAACAAGACGUAAUGCUGAAUUAUGCACUAUAA
This is a messenger RNA of Schistosoma intercalatum, 3072 nucleotides long. The record is from the annotation of a GenBank genome assembly. Lineage: Eukaryota; Metazoa; Platyhelminthes; Trematoda; Strigeidida; Schistosomatidae.